Plasmodium gallinaceum is the source of this 1371-nucleotide messenger RNA. RefSeq names its product ATP-specific succinyl-CoA synthetase beta subunit, putative. Gene Ontology annotation, biological process: tricarboxylic acid cycle; succinyl-CoA metabolic process. Bases 1 to 1371 code for a protein of 456 amino acids. NCBI's taxonomy places the organism in Eukaryota, Apicomplexa, Aconoidasida, Haemosporida, Plasmodiidae. The record is from RefSeq and is a predicted model, not a curated record. The transcript has a single exon. Gene Ontology annotation, molecular function: succinate-CoA ligase (ADP-forming) activity; metal ion binding; ATP binding. Gene Ontology annotation, cellular component: succinate-CoA ligase complex; mitochondrion.
AUGUUACCUUUAAAAAAUGAGUUUAAAUUUAUGAUGAGAUUGAAUAGAAACAUAGUGAGUAAUAUAUGGAAUAAAAAAAAUAAGUUACAUUUUGGAAAUAAGUCUCGUUUCUUUAUUGAAAAAAAAUAUCUAAGCAUACAUGAAUAUUUAUCUAUAGAUUUACUACGUUCUCAUAAUAUACCAUGUGCUCAAGGAUUUCCUGCUAAAACCCCUGAAGAGGCAGAAGAAAAAGCAUUAGAAUUACAAAAUAUAUGUGGUGAUAUUGAUUUGGUUGUAAAAGCUCAAGUAUUGAGUGGUGGUAGAGGAGUAGGUUAUUUUAAAGAAAAUAAUUUUGAAGGAGGAGUUCAUAUAUGUAGAAACAGCAUGGAAGUAAAAGAAGUAGCUUCUAAAAUGCUAAAUAAUACACUAGUUACUAAACAAAGUGGUAUAGAAGGAAAGAAAUGUAAUACUGUGUUUAUAUGUGAACGAUUUUACAUUAGAAAAGAAAGAUAUGUGGCAUUUUUAUUAGAUAGAAGUUCAGAUGGGAUUUUAUUACUUGGAUCAAGUGUUGGUGGUUCUUCUAUAGAAGAUAUAAGCAAAAAAAACCCAGAUGCUAUAUAUAAAAUGAAUAUAGAUAUAAAAAAUGGGUUGAGUAAUGGGCAAUCAAGGGAAUUUUGCGAAAAAAUUGGAUUUAAAAAUAACGAAUUAGAUAUUGUUAGUGAUAUAAUUGUAAAUUUAUACAAAAUAUUUAAGAAAUAUGAUUGUACUUUAUUAGAAAUUAAUCCUUUAUCAGAAACAAAUGAUGGAAGAGUUCUUUGUUGUGAUGCUAAAUUAAAUUUUGAUGAUAAUGCAGAAUUUAGACAAAAAGAAAUUUUUGAAAAAAGAGAUAUAUCACAAGAAAAUGCAGAAGAAAUGGAGGCAAAAAAAUAUAAUCUAAACUAUGUUUCUUUAGAUGGUAAUAUAGCAUGUAUGGUUAAUGGGGCUGGAUUAGCUAUGGCUACUUUAGAUUUAAUUGUUUUACAUAAUGGGUCACCUUCUAAUUUUCUUGAUGUAGGUGGAGGUGCAACUGAGAAAGAAAUAUCAGAAGCAUUAAAAAUUAUUAAUAACAAUAAUAAAGCAAAAGUUUGCUUUAUUAAUAUUUUAGGUGGUAUAAUGAGAUGUGACAUUAUUGCAAAAGGUUUAAUUAAUGCAACAAAAGAAGUUAACUUUAAAAAACCACUUAUUAUAAGACUAGAAGGAACAAAUCAAGAAGAAGCAGAAAGAUUAAUUAAAGAGUCUAAUAUAAAAUGCAUUUUAUGUCAAGAUAUGAAUGCAGCUGCAGAAAAAAGUGUAGCUAUGGCAAAUAUAAUAGAAAUAGCAAAAAAAUCAAAUAUAAAUAUUGCUUUUAAUUGA